Molecule: messenger RNA, 988 nt
Organism: Didymella exigua CBS 183.55
Lineage: Eukaryota; Fungi; Ascomycota; Dothideomycetes; Pleosporales; Didymellaceae
Exons: 3
Coding region: 74-988 (304 amino acids)
Molecular function (GO): protein binding
Source: RefSeq, a predicted model, not a curated record
GGACACAGCUGGCUAUUCGCGCCCUAUUAAUGUUUUGCCCUGCAUCGCGUCACACAUACUGCGGCUCCGGGGUAUGGUACUGGAUACGGUGCAAGCCGUCGGACCCAGCGUACCCUGUGUCCAUGUAAACAAGAUAGCGUCAUACCUUCGGAUCUUGAUUCGAUUGUUCAUCAAAGUCGGCAUCUCAGCAACCACGCUGGCUGGCAACUCGACUGCCAGAACCUGGCAGGAACAAAGAUGGACGAUUGCUAUCAGAGCGAGAGAGACACCAGUGCGGUGUUGGUCUGGUAGCAUUACUGGAGGACUCGGGGUUCAGAUCAUCAUUGUCUCAGGUUCCUGCAGACCGCAAGAGCCUUGGGGUCGGUGGAGAUUCAGUGGGAAAUUGCGCUCUGGCGCUUUAUCAUAUAUCGGCAGCCGUCUGUCACGGAUUGGGGAAUUUUGGGCUUGGACCUCGAGGAACAGACGUCAACGACGAAGUUGUUAUGCUUUGGGGUGGGCAGUAUCGCUCACACCACCGACAAAGUUCAUCGACACUGUGACCAAACAUAUCCCUAUGCACCAGGCGCCUUUCAAGCUCGCAGCCCCACUAGGACGAGGCUACGAUGCCUUCGCAACACGCAAAAUCGCCUCUGGAUCAAUCAUUCUCCGAGAAUCUGCACUUUUCACAAUUCGCAAGCCUCACCCUUUUAUCAACGACAGCGACAUCUGGGCUGCCCUCCGUACUCUUUCAUCCAGUUCUCAGCAGCAAUUCUAUUGUCUCUGCGACAACGGCGGCGCAGAAUUCCGCUCUUUCACUGAAGCUUUCUCUGAGAACUGUUUCACCGUACCAAGCGCCAUGACCCGCGAAGCCACGGAUGGCAUCGGCUGCUACAUCCUGCUGUCUCGCAUCAACCACUCUUGCGUCUCCAAUGCGAAGAUACCGGACACCGCCAUCGAAGGCACGUCUAUUGCCUGCUUCACCACCAGAGACAUCGCUGAGGGCGAGUAG